Messenger RNA from Scheffersomyces stipitis CBS 6054, 958 nucleotides. RefSeq names its product mitochondrial 54S ribosomal protein uL22m. Gene Ontology annotation, molecular function: structural constituent of ribosome. Gene Ontology annotation, cellular component: ribosome; mitochondrial large ribosomal subunit. Bases 27 to 902 code for a protein of 291 amino acids. The transcript has a single exon. NCBI's taxonomy places the organism in Eukaryota, Fungi, Ascomycota, Pichiomycetes, Serinales, Debaryomycetaceae. Gene Ontology annotation, biological process: translation; ribosome assembly. The record is from RefSeq and is a predicted model, not a curated record.
UUCCAGAAACCGACUCCAGCGCCAAAAUGAACAGAAUAGGCGGUUUGUUGAGGCCGGCAAGCUUUUUGGCCAGACCUGUUACGCCCAUCUACGCUUUUAGAGCUCUUCACAGCACGAGAAUCAUGAGCAAUAAUAAUUUAUUUGGAGAAUUGACUUCGACAAAGAAACAUGAGUUACCUACAGAACCUGCAACAACCACUGAAGCAGUAGAGUCUACACAGAGUGUGAAGAAUCCUGACAUUGAAAACGAUGCCGAAUUACAGAAGUAUCACCGCGAAGAAGCGGCCAAGAACCAGCUUCGUGUAGACAAGUAUGUCACACCAUUGAAGAGAGAGUUGUUCAACCAGGUAGUUAAAGAACAUGGAUUUUUCAAGAAUAACUCGGUAGUCACCAACAGCAGCGAUGGAAAAUUAUACCAAGUCUCGUUAUCAGCACAAGAGAUCGAUUUGUUAGAGCCCUCAGUGUAUCUCAGCUCCUACAGAGUCAAGUCGUCGAUGAAGAAGGCUACACAGGUGAAUCGUUUCGUAAGAAAACAGACAGUCAAGAAUGCCAUCAACCAGUUGCAUUUCAGUCCUAAGAAAAUGGCCAAGGAGUUGGAGAUAUUAUUAAAGCGUGGUUUGGACCAGGCCCGUAGUCUCGAUCUCGAUGAGGAUACCAUGUAUAUCGACAGCUUAUGGGUAGGCAGCGACGGAAACUGGAGAAAGAGACUUGAUAUUAAAGGAAGAGCCAGACAUGGAGUUAUCGAGCACCCUCAGAUCCACCUCAAGGUUAUUUUGAGAUCGAACCAGACGAAGUUGAGAAAGGCUUGGGAACAACAGCAACGUGAACAGAACGCCAAACCAAGAAUGUUCUUGAACAACGAGCCAUUGAACUUCAAGGUCAGACCAGUCUACAAGUGGUAAGCAUGUACAUAGCCAGAAGCAUCUUGUAAUGAUAGAAAUAUAUGUAGAAAUACUAC